UCAAGAAGUUUUGGGUACGUAAUGCAUACUCUUUGGGUUUCGUUCAUAUGUAGUUGAUAACCCCACCGUGAUAACUCAUGCCUCUCACACUUUCUGUUAUGCUUGAUUGCAGCGCAAUUAUAGGGUGGCGACUGAGCAUAAGGAGAGGGCGGACGUGGUGCUCCGUAACAUGUGUCGGAAGUUGACACGGCAGCAGUGGUACAACCAGAGGAUCACGUGCAUCGGCCACUUCUAUGCUGAGCAGGGCGUAAGGUACACAAAGCCUGAGAUUGUGCAGGGACUCGCCCCGGCUAUGACGAUAGAUGACUUCAUGUCGGUUGUACCACAUUGGGCUGAUAAUAAUAAGAGGGCCGCCUUCAUGGAGUUGGUCAAGAAUUGGGUCGGCGAAAACCCCGAUUUCAAGGCCGUGAGCGACCGGAACAAGGCCAACCGUGGGAAUCAGGGAACACACACUGCGGGGAGCAGCAGCACCGAUCGCUAUCGGGAGCGUCUGGGGAAGAAGCUCGGGAGGGAACUUGGUGAGAUGGAAGCGUGGACGCACAUGAAGCUGGUGACGCCCCGUCCGAACGAGCCUCGGCCCGCGCCUGAGAUGUACUACGGCAAGGCCAAAGAGAACAAGGAAAGAUACUGCGAGGAGUACGCCAAGCUGCCUGUUUCAGUCCGCGUGGACUGGCGGACAGUCCGCGCACGCUACAUCGGGGUGACGCAACGGAUCAACCCGUCCACCCUGACGUAUGCGCGCCCUAAAUUUGGGAAAUCGAUAUGUCGGACCGGACACUGCGCUGACAGCGCGCGUUCGGCCAUGCGUACCGCGGGCCCACCUAGAAGCGACCCGAUGGCAGAAUGCUGA
Lolium perenne is the source of this 850-nucleotide messenger RNA. The record is from RefSeq and is a predicted model, not a curated record. Lineage: Eukaryota; Viridiplantae; Streptophyta; Magnoliopsida; Poales; Poaceae.